CUUUCAAUUGUUAUGGUUGCAAAAGUGUUGACUUUUUGCAUAAGUUUUCGUGCGCCGUGGCGAUUCUGCAAAAGUCACUAUGCUAGUCUCUCUCUGAGCAAACUACAUUUCAAUCACUGAACUUUCAAUGUAAGAAAACAAUCAUGCUCGUGUAAGAGAAAUCAAUACUUUGCUCAUGAAUAGAAAUCAAUGUGGUCAAAAUUAAUCUAUUCAUGAGCAAAGUAUUGAUUUCUCUCUUUGUUAGAAUUUGAAUCGCAACAAUGGAUACGCGCCGCACGGGAACCAGGAAUAUGCAUGUGGUGACAUCUGAGUGGCCGCAAAACCAUAACUGCCCUGGAUCCUCUGACCAAAAUCCCAGCUACCCAGUUUAACUGAGCAUCAACAUUUAUUAGGGUCCUUCGGGAAGCCACGUUCUCAAGUAGCUUUUGGCAAACAAGAUUAAAAAAGUCUCAUACUCUCAUGUGUGAUCCAACGGAAGAAGCUUCCAUUUUUAAAGAUCCUCGAUCCUAGUUUUAAACUACACAAAUUCAAGUACAUCUCUCACCUGAACAUAUCUGUGUCUGAUUCUCUGCUGUUUCCAGAGAUGGCUUAUGCUAGUACCAGUAUUGCCUGGAUUGCAAUCCUUUUUCUUUCGCAACCUUUGAUUGCUAGUAGUGACCUUUUAUCUCCCCUACUGUCCCCUAUCUUUGAUGAUGUGUGCAAAAAAGUGGAAUGUGGGAAAGGAACUUGCAAGCCUUCUGACAAUAGCACUUGGUUUUAUGAAUGUGAAUGUGAUCCUGGGUGGACGCAGACUCGCUUUGAUCAAGAUGAUCAUCUCCAGUUUCUUCCUUGCGUAGUUCCCAAUUGUACCGUGAACUUCUCGUGCACAGCAGCACCAUCACCUGUUCAAGAGAAAGCAAGCAGAUAUAAUCAGUCGAUUUUCGAUCCCUGCUUUUGGGCUGAUUGUGGAGGUGGCUCGUGCAACAAGACAUCUCAGCUCACUUACAGUUGCGCAUGUGCAGAGGGUUAUAGUAACCUUCUGAAUGUCUCUACCUUUCCAUGUUACAAAGAUUGUGCAAUUGGAAUGGAUUGUUCAAACCUUGGUAUUAUGAUGUCAAACAAAUCAGCUGCUCCAACACCUGUUAUGGCUGGCAAUAGUAUGAACCAAGCUUCUUCAAUCCUGCAAGAAAAAUUCCUUCGGCUGAUGGCAUUGAUGAUGUUGCUACCUAUGAUUGAGUGAUGUAGAACUAACAGGCAGAUGCUCGACGGUUGUGGCUUGUUAUCAUGGUGUAAUUACCGUGUCUUACGCCUGAUUUACUUGGCUAUAUUUUUCUAUAACUUUUGCAGCUAUGUAUCCAUUAGGAGACGAGGGGCAGAUAGCUUUGUAUUCACAUAUACGAUGGAGAGGAGCUAGAUUUGGUAAGGAGAUAUGUCAGAGUUAGUGGUUACUGAAUUCAUGUAUUGAGGAUAUUCCAUUGUGGUAUAUGCUACAGUAGUGGCUUCGUUUAUUUGAUCUACAGAACAUGCUGUCACAGUUUGAUUGCAUUAUACUCGUCGGUUUAUUGCAAUUGA
Molecule: messenger RNA, 1551 nt
Organism: Populus nigra (black poplar)
Lineage: Eukaryota; Viridiplantae; Streptophyta; Magnoliopsida; Malpighiales; Salicaceae
Exons: 6
Coding region: 584-1219 (211 amino acids)
Source: RefSeq, a predicted model, not a curated record